AUGACAGAGCAGCUCGAGGCAGAGCUGCAGGCUACUGCUAGCCUCUCCCCAGUCUCACCAUCUCCUGUCCACACAGCCUCACCGCUUGUAGUGCCGGCCCUCCAGGAAACUGUCGACAAUAUAGAUGCCAUGGUGGCGGCCGUUGCCGCCGCCGAAGGCCCUGCCCCUGCCCCUGCCCCUGCCCGAGGGCAGCCCAUCGUCGGCCAUGCCGCUCACGAGAAUGGCAUCAUCCCCAAGAAGAAGAAGCAGCAGCAGUCCCAGCAGUCCCGGCAGCAACAUCCCGUUGUGCCAGUCCCACUCCCAGCUCCUCCUGGUCCCCAAGACGACAGCGACCCCCGUGAUCAAGAUAUUGUAGACGAUGACAACGAUCCAUACGGCGACGAGGCUGCCAGCACCGCUCAUAACGUCCCUGCCCCCACCACCGCAGGCGACCCCGCCCAAGAUGGGACUGACAGCGACGACUACGCCAAGAUAUUUGACUCCCCCAUCAGCCCCGGCGAGGGUGAGGAUGGGCAAGAUGACGACUUUGGCAGAAGCAUCCACGGACAAGGUCCUCAAGAGCAGCAGCAUCGGCAUCGGCCACAUCCAUCCCACAUAUCACCCCCAGGCAGCAAAGUUGCUGCAGCUGCCGCUAUCCCCAUGAGAGACAUCCCGGCAGACGUCGCCCAUUCUUCUUCGUCUGCCAUCCGGUCCAAGGCAGAUGCCCAGCGCUCCAUGGCUGCUGCCAACGGCUCAUACACCGACGGUCCGUACACCGACGGCUCCCACAGCCAAAACAGUGAAAGUACAUCCCAGCCACCACCCAUCGACCUCCAGAAGCUCGUGGCCGAUCUGUCUCUGCCAAAUCCAGACUCAUCCUCUGCAAAUACUGCUACCAUCUCGUCCGGGAAACCCGCUGCUCUCGCUGAUACUGCAGCUCCCGCAUCCCCGCAGCAGCAGUCUGCCGCGGUCCCUUCAGCUCCAUCCCCUACCUCCUCCCUCCCCCCCAGGCCGCCCCAGCCCAGCGCUCCAGCUCAGACGUAUCCUUCACAGCACCAUCCAACCGGGAGCUCAACAGUCGCCGCUUCUGCUACCGCGUCGUCCACUGACAACAUUCUGGAUGUCCAGGUCAACCCUCCUCAUGACUAUGCGCUAGCCUCUGGAUAUGCCGACGAAGCUUCUGCAGGCAAUGACUACCAGAAACGUUGGGAGAAGUUCUUGUCCGAUGAGAGGCAGUACAUGGCCGAAGCCAAGUGGGAUCGCUUCCCCGAAGGCUCUCGCAUAUUUAUAGGCAACCUGUCCAGCGAUAAGGUCUCUAAGCGAGACGUCUUUGGCCUGUUCCAUAGGUUCGGGAGGCUGGCGCAAAUAUCUCUCAAGUCUGCCUACGGCUUUGUCCAGUAUCAUACCGCCGACGAAGGCCACCAGGCCAUCGAAAAUCUGCAGGGCGCUGAGAUCAAGGGUCGUCGCAUUCACCUCGAAGUAUCGAAACUUCAAGACAAGCCCAAACGAGAGCGGGCUAGAAGUCCCGAGAAAGGCCGUGGCGGACGACGUAACGAAAAGCGUGACGACUACCGCAGUCGCAACCAUUCGCCACCGCGCCGGAACGACUACCACGAAAGCCUCGGUAGGGGCCGCGGCAGUCGAGCACGCUCUCGGUCCCCCGUGUACAGGCGCAAUAGCCGCGAUUCGUACCGCAGGAGGAGCCCCAGCCCGUCCUCUUACGGCGGUGGCGGUGGCCGCUCAUCACAUCACGAGGCCCAAUUGGACCUGCCCAAGAGGUAUGGCGCCGACGUUCCCGACGUUCAGAUACUCCUACAGCCGGACAUCAGCCGCGAGUUUGUUGUCUGGGUAGAGGACGCCUUCAAGUCCAAACGCCUCACCACCCACAGCAUGUUUCUGCACCCACACAUGCCCAAGGACCGUAUCAUUCAGCGACAGGCUGCCGAGGGCGUUCAGGCCGUCGUCGAUCUCGACAUGCGAGCCCAGAGCACGGGGAGGAUCCCCAUGCAGGCUUUUGACCGCUCCGCCGGCGGCGCUAACGUGCGCUUCCAUCAGUACGUCGACCUCGAUCCGGGAAUCGCCGCCGAGGUCAUUCUGCAGACAAAGGCGUCGUCAGCUGGGCCCGGUCCCGUUGGUUACGGGCAGCAGCCUCUCCCUUCUUAUGGCUACUCCCACGAAUACGGCGGCCCUCCGCCUCCUGGUCCUCCAGCUGCCGUUCCCCUAGUUGGCAACGCCUACGGUCAACCGGCCUACUCGGCUCAGCACCAGCAGCAACAGCAGCACCAGCAGCACCAGCAGCAGCAACAUCAGGAAAUAGCUGCCCUUCUCGGAAAGGUCGACCCCAUCACCCUGCAACAAGUCCUCGCCACUCUACAGUACCAACAGCAUCAACCUCCUCCUCAACCUACCAUGACCGGUAUCCCUCCUCCUCACAUGGGUGCUGCUACUGCUCCCCCCCAACCCGAUCUCCAAGCCAUACUGGGCUCCCUAGCCGCCCCCGUCACGGCGCCUAUCUCUUCUCCCUCAGUAUCUCGAGGUGCUCCGCUACCUCAUUCUCGUCCUCCACAACACUACUCUUCCCCAUACGGCGUGCAACAACCUCCCCCUCUUAAUGGUGGUGACGCUGCUCAGGUUCAAAAUAUCAUGGCCCAGCUUGCUAGGUACAGACAGUAA
Geosmithia morbida is the source of this 2652-nucleotide messenger RNA. Its product is annotated as RNA recognition motif. The transcript is spliced from 3 exons. Bases 1 to 2652 code for a protein of 883 amino acids. Gene Ontology annotation, molecular function: RNA binding. Lineage: Eukaryota; Fungi; Ascomycota; Sordariomycetes; Hypocreales; Bionectriaceae. The record is from RefSeq and is a predicted model, not a curated record.